AUGUGUGAGGCAGCUUAUGAUAACUAUACAGAAAACCCUGAAGAAUUUAUGAAAUUUUUAGAGGAAUCAGAGAAGCCACUGUACAAGGGAUGUCAACGUUACACAAAAUUGAGUGCACUUGUGAAAUUGUACAAUACCAAAGCAAGGCAUGGAAUGAGUGAUGCUUUAUUUUCAGAUUUACUAUUGGAUUUUGGGGAUAUGUUGCCAAAUAAUCACAAUCUACCGUCCUCAAUGUAUGAUGUAAAAAAGAUGUUGAGUUGUUUGUCGUUGACUCAUGAAAAGAUUCAUGCUUGUUCAAAUGAUUGCAUUCUUUAUAGGAAGCAAUAUAAAAGCUGCGUAAGCUGCCCUAAAUGUGGCUUGUCACGGUGGAAGUUAACCAAAAACAAGGUUGAGAAGAAAGGUGUUCCUGCUAAGGUGGUUUGGUAUUUCCCUCCCAUACCAAGAUUUAAGCGCAUGUUUAAAUCUUUAGAUACCUCAAGAAAUUUAACAUGGCAUGCAGAUUCUACAAGAGUUGUUGGUCAGUUACGUCAUCCAGAUGAUUCACCAUCGUGGAAGUUGGUGGAUCAUAUGUGGCCCGACUUUGAAAGUGAGCCAAGAAAUCUUCGUCUAGCACUUGCAGCUGAUGGCAUUAAUCCUCAUAGCAACCUUAGUAGUCGGUACAGCUGUUGGCCAAUUAUGUUGGUUAACUAUAAUUUACCUCCCAAUAUGUGCAUGAAGAGGAAAUACAUUAUGCUAACUAUGCUCAUUUCAGGGCCUAAGCAGCCUGGAAACGAUAUUGAUGUCUAUCUGGAGGUGUUAGUUGAAGAUUUGCAACAAUUGUGGGCAGGAGUUGAUGGAGUCUAUGAUGCUUAUCGAAGGGAGUUCUUCACUCUUAAAGGAGUCUUAUUAUGGACUAUCAAUGAUUUUCCUGCCUACGGUAACCUUAGUGGAUGUACUACACAUGGUUAUUAUGCAUGUCCAGUAUGUGGAGAAGAUACUUAUGCAAGGCACUUGGAAAAUGGGAAGAAAAUGUCAUUUGCGGGCCAUAGACGAUUCCUAUCACGGUUUCAUCCCUAUCGUAGGCAAAUGAAGGAGUUUAAUGGCAUGGAAGAACUUGGAGAAGCAACUAGACCAUUAUCUGGGAUUAAGUUGUUUGAGAAACUUUCUGACAUAAGGUGUGAGUUUGGAAAGAAGAUAAGUGUGAGAGGGAAAAAAAAGCAUGCAAAGGCUAAUAAGUUAGAAGUCAAUAUAGAAGAAAAAGAUCUAGAAGCAAUAAAUUUCAGAAAAUGUUGGAAGAAGAAGUCAAUCUUUUUUAAUAUUCCUUACUGGAAACACUUGCAUGUAAGACAUUGUCUUGAUGUUAUGCACAUUGAGAAAAAUGUAUUUGAAUCCCUCAUUAAUACUUUGAUGAAUGUUAAAGGAAAAACCAAGGAUAAUGUGGCAGCUAGGUUGGACAUGGUUGAGAUGGGAAUUAGACCUGAAUUAACACCUAUAGUUAGGGAGAAGAGAACAUAUCUUCCUUUUGCUGCGUGCUCAUUCACAAAAAAAGAAAAGUUACAAGUGUGCAAGUCGUUAAAGGAUAUAAAAGUUCCAGAAGGUUUCUCUUCAAACAUGAAUAAUAUUGUGUGCAUGGAUCAGCUGAAGUUGACUAGCUUGAAAUCCCAUGAUUGCCAUGUUUUAAUGCAACAUUUCUUGCCAAUAGUUAUACGUGAUGCGCUGCCAAAACAUGUUAGAUAUGCCAUCAUAAGAUUAUGCUUUUUCUUCAAAGAUAUUUGUUGCAAAGUUAUAGAUGUAGCCAAGUUAGAUAAGUUGCAAUCUGACUUGGUUGUUACACUAUGCUUAUUGGAGCAAUAUUUCCCCCCAUCUUUCUUCGAUAUCAUGCUUCACUUAACUGUCCAUCUUGUUCGAGAAGUCCGAUUAUGUGGACCAGUUUACUUUAGAUGGAUGUAUCCAUUUGAAAGAUGCAUGAAGGUGCUUAAGAGUUAUGUAGGCAGUCGAAAACAUCCUGAAGGUUGCAUUGUUCAGAGAUAUUUAGCAGAAGAAGCAAUUGAAUUUUGUUCAGAAUACCUCAAUGACGUUGAUCCUAUUGGAGUUCCUCAAUCAAUUCGAGACCCGAAAGCAAAUGGUUCUGGCUUCCAAGCAUGCAUCACACCAAUUUUAGUGCAACAAGUUGAUCUGCAACAAGCACAUUUGACUGUGCUAGAAAAUAUGGAAGAAGUAUCUUGCUAUAUAAUUGAACAUAAAACUUUUUUGAAAUCAAUGUUUCCCAAAAAAGAGAAAGAUGAAAGGUGGAUACAAGAUGCUCACAACAAGAGGUUUAUUGAUUGGUUUCGUGCAAAGGUGGCUGCUGAAAUUGACAGUUGUAAUGGUGGAACAACAUCGACAUUAACAUGGUUGGCCCAUGGACCGCGUGCACAAAUCAUUAAGUAUAAUAGUUAUGUGAUCAAUGAAAUAUGGGAAUUAGACUAUCAUCAAUUUCAAGUUCCUCUUUUCAAAUGUGUGUGGGUUGCAAAUGACAAAGGAAUAAUCAACAAUGAUGAAUGUGGCUUCACCUUAGUCAACUUAAACAAACGAGGAGACAAGAAUGACGAAUUUGUGCUUGCAAGUCAAGUCAACCAAGUCUUUUAUAUUGAUGACCCAUUAACAAAGGGGUGGUCAAUUGUGCUUCCAGUUCCAAAUAGAUGUUAUGAGGGAGAUGCUGAUGACAAUUGGAGCAGUAUUCCUGAUUCUAGGCCAAUUGAUGAUGUUGAUACUCAUUGCAUUCCUGCACAUGAAAGAUAUAUUAGAUCAGAAAUUGAGGGUGUUUGGGUCACAAAAAAGAAAAAAUGA
Messenger RNA from Zingiber officinale, 2808 nucleotides. RefSeq lists its product as uncharacterized. The transcript has 4 exons. The record is from RefSeq and is a predicted model, not a curated record. Bases 1 to 2808 code for a protein of 935 amino acids. Lineage: Eukaryota; Viridiplantae; Streptophyta; Magnoliopsida; Zingiberales; Zingiberaceae.